Dromaius novaehollandiae (emu) is the source of this 3944-nucleotide messenger RNA. It is a transcript of the gene SPAG5, whose product is annotated as sperm associated antigen 5. The transcript is spliced from 24 exons. NCBI's taxonomy places the organism in Eukaryota, Metazoa, Chordata, Aves, Casuariiformes, Dromaiidae. The record is from RefSeq and is a predicted model, not a curated record. The coding region runs from base 30 to 3878 and encodes 1282 amino acids. Gene Ontology annotation, biological process: regulation of attachment of spindle microtubules to kinetochore; cell division.
CGUGCCGUGACGCGCGGGCGGCGCAGCCAAUGGGAGCCGCGCGUGGUUUUCAAACGGGGCCCGGCGGCGGCGCGCGGGGAAGCGGCGGUGGGACCGGAGCGGGUCGGGUUGGGCCGGGCCGGGCCGGGACCAUGCGAGCAGCGCAGCCGCCCGCCGCGCGGCGGUCCGGGCGCGCCCCGCUGCGGGAGCUGCGGCUGCAACCGGGUACCGAGCGCACCUGCCUCACGCCGCUGCUGCGUCGCCUGCGGCUCAAGGACCAUGAUGGCAACAGCCCAGGGCCGUGCACCCCGGGGCCCCCUGGCAGCACCCCCCUGCGGCCAUGCACCCCGGGGCCAUGCACCCCAGGACCCCCCAGCAGCACCACCCCGGGGCCAUGCACCCCAGAGCCCCCUGGCAGUGUCAGGGCCCUAGAGCCCCCCCUUGGCAGUGCCACCCCAGGGCCCUGCAGCCUGGAGCCCCCCAGCAGUGCCACCCUGCAGCCUGCUGGCAGCACCACCCCAGAGCCCCCUGGCACUGCCACCCCGGGGCCCUGCAGCCUGGAGCCCCCUGAGAGCAUCGCCCCAGAGCCCAGCACUGCAGAGCACGCUGGCAAUGCCACCCUGGAGCCCCCCGGCAGCAGCAUGCCAGGGCCCUGCACACCGGAGCACCCUGGCAAUGCCACCCUGGAGCCCCCCGGCAGCAGCAUGCCAGGGCCCUGCACACCGGAGCACCCUGGCAAUGCCACCCUGGAGCCCCCCAGCAGCACCCCUCUGGGGCCUUGCAACCUGGAGCCCCCCAGCAGCACCCCCUCGGGGCCCUGCACCCCAAGGCCCCCCGGCAGCACCCCGCUGGGCUCCCCUGGCAGCCCCACCCCGGUGCCCUGCACCCCGGGGCCCCCCGGCACCAGCUCCACCCCGCAGGGAGAAGCCCCCUUCCGCGGGUGGCGAGCGGCGCCCGGUGACCUCUCCUGCAGCCCCACGGCGCCCGCCAACCUCUCCUGCAGCCCCGUGGCACCCGAGCACCCGGGCAGCGAUGGGGGUGCCGGUCCCUCCCCCAGGGCACCCGCGUCCCCAACCCCCUCCCCGCCGGAGCAGGACCCCCCUGGGCCCUCUCUGGCCGAGGCGGGUGGGUCGGAGCCGGCGGGGCCGGAGCCGGCAGCCACCCCCACGCCCUCACCCGAGCUGGCCCCGGGCGCCGUGUCCUGGGUGAUGCCGCUGGUGUGGCUGGAGAAGAGCCUCAACGCCUCGGCCCUGCCGGAGUCCCUGCGGCACAGCCUGCCCCCGCCCGUGCCGCGGCGGGAUGCCGGCACCAGCGUCACCCCCGCGCCCGCCGUGCACGCCGGCACCGCCAUGACCCCGCGGGACCCGCUGGAGCAGAGCACCGGCACGUCCGCGGGGGGGGCCGCCCGCGCCAAGGACAGCGCGGCCGAAACGGACUCCCUGCUCUGGCACUGUCCCCGGGAGCAGCUGAGGUCGCUGCCGCGCGCGGAGCUGGAGGGGCGCCUGGAGAGCACCCUCAUCAUCAUCGAGGCACUCUCGCUGCAGCUGCGCGACUGGCAGGAGAGCCAGCGGCCGCUGCCCGGCGUGGGGCCGGCAGCGCAGAGGGACGCGCUCACGCAGACGGCCGUCACCCACCCCGCGGGGGAGCAGGAGAUCUACCACAGCCUCUACGUGGAGCUGCGGAGGAAAACCGAGGCUCUGCAGCGGCAGCGGGCCGUCGAGCAGGACCUGAAGCGGGAACUGGAGCGGGCCACUGAAGGGACGAGCGCCUGGGCUGAGCAGUGCCUCCUGUUUCGGGGCCUCGUGGAUGCGGCUUUCCGGAGCCUGCAGGAGGAUCGGGAAGCCCUGGCCCGGGAGCGCGACCAGCUGAGGAGCGUGGCGUCCCGGUGCGGGGCCCUGCUGCAGAGCGUGCCCGGCAAGCUGCAGGGCUGCCUGGCGGAGCGGGACGCCAUGCGGCAGCGAGCGGACGAAGCCCUUCGAGCCAAGGAGGAGGGAGAUCGCUUCCUGGAGGCCUUCCGCUCCCACGCCAGCGCCCAGAUCAGCACGCGGGAGCAGAGCCUGGCCUCCCAGAGGGAGCUGGGCGCGCUGCUGGCGGAGACCAUCGACCGGCAGGCGUUGCUGGCUGCCGAGGCUCAGCCCUUCCGGGAAUUUGUGGAUGGAGCCCUUGAAAACCUGCGAGAGGAGAGGAGAGCCCUGGAUGAGGAGCGAGACCAGGUGAGGUCCCUGGUGUCCCGGUGCAAGGCCCUGCUGCAGAGCGUGCCCGGCAAGCUGCAGGGCUGCCUGGAGGAGCGGGACGCCAUGAGGCAGCGAGCAGAUGAAGCCCUUCAAGCCAAGGAGGAGGCCUCCCGCCAGCUGGAGGAGACGCUGGUGGCAUUGCAGGACUCGGUGGCUCAGCUGGAGCAGCUGACGGUGGCCAACUCGCGCCUCAGUGCAGACCUGAGCAGCCAGAUGAAGGAGCUGGCCGGCGCGCAGCAGGAGCGGGACGCGCUGCAGCAGGAGAACGAGGACUACAGGGAGGAGACGGCCUGGCUGGCGAGGGAGAGGGAUGCCCUGCAGCAGGAGCGCGACGGGCUGUGCCAGGAGCUGCGGGAGAUGACAGAGUGCCGGGAGUUCAUCGACCAGGAGAACCGCAUGUCCCGCACGCAGCUGAUGGAGGCGGAGGCCAAGCUGAAGUCGGCGCUGGCCGUCCUGCGGGAGCGCAGCCUGCAGCACGAGGAGCUGAAGGACUCGCACCAGUGCCUGCAGGAAGAGCAGGCUGCCCUCUGCAAAGAGCUGGAGAGCGCGAAGGCCGAGCUCCUGGACCUGCAGCUCAAGAGGGCCAAACUCUCCCAGUGCUCUGCGGACGUCGCCGAGAGCAAGGCGAGGCUGCAGGAGCUCGCCGACUGCCUCAGAGCCGCCCUGCAAGAGGAGGAUGAGGGCGCCCCGUCGCGAAGCAGAGCCUGGACCCCGGCUCCGCGGACACCGGGCUGGCGGACACCGGGCUGGCAGACUCCCCGUGGCGCCUGGACCCCCGCCUGCCGCACGCCGGCCUGCCGCACGCCCUACCGCCCCGGGGACUCCUUCGUGGGCAGCGUCCUAAAGGCAGCGUCGGGGAAAGAUGCCGAGGAAGCCACCGGAGGCGGGAGCGCGUUCACCAGGGUCGAACCUGCCUCUACGCCGAAGCGCGCAGAGCCCGAGGACGGCCUGCUGGAGAGCGUCAGGGAGCUGAGGGCCGCCGUCUCCGACCUCGCCGCGCUGAGCUCCCGCGUCCAGGAGCUGGAGCAGAGCGAGUUUGAGGCGCUGCAGACAGAGAUCUCCAACCUGCAGCUGAGGCUGGAGAUGGUGACCGCCGAGAGCCAGGAGAAGACGGACGCCCAGGCCGCCACCAUCGCCAAGCUGAACAAGGCCCUGAGGGGCAAGCUACAGAACGAGAAGGAGCUGCAGGAUGUUGUGAAACAGCAGGAAGAGAAGAUGCUGCAACUCAUUGACAAGAGCGGGGAAGUCACGAGGCUGAAGGGAGAGGUCUCCCAGCUGAAGCGCUCGCUCCAGCGUGCCGAGACGGAGGCCAAGGUGCUGUGGGAGGAGCUGCGAGGGCAGGAGCCCAAGGUGGAUGCCGUCUGCGUCCAGGAGCGGGUGCUGCUGCGGCAGGAGGUGGACAAACUGCGGCUGCUGCUCCUGGAGAAGGAGGAUGAAAGCUCGCUGCUCUCCAACAAGUACCUGGAGCAGAUUCGAGCCCUGGAGCUGAGGCUCUGCCAUGCGCAGAAGGGGCUGCGGAGCCACGAGGAGCUACAGGAGAAGAUGAGAGAGGUCCUGUCGUCCAUCCCCGACGUGGCAGCAGGCUGCCAGGAGCUCCACAGCCUGCUCCGCUACCUGGGCCUGAAGCCGGCCAGCGGCAGCAGGGACGCCGCGGACCCGCUAUAGCCCGUAGCGUGAAACGCUGUGUUCUUAAUGAUGUAAUUAUUUAUUGAGUAAAGUUUGUUAGCCUUU